AUGGCCUCCUCAAUAUGCAAUUUAACUUCUCUUACGAGUCUCGAUCUAUCUAAGAAUAAUUUGGAUGGAACAAUUCCAGAGUGCCUUGAAAACUUGAGUUCUUCUCUCUCAACAGUUGAUCUAGGGAAUAAUAAUUUUCGUCGUCAAAUACGAGAAAAUUUUGCUAAAGGUUGCAUGUUGAAAAGUUUUCGCAUCAACAACAAUAAAUUAGAGGGGUCACUACCACGAUCUUUGGCUAAUUGCAAAGAUUUAAACCUUCUUCAUGUUGGAAACAACAAUUUGAAUGACACUUUCCCAAAUUGGUUAGAAAAUUUGGAUCAAUUGUAUGUUCUUAUCUUAAGGUCGAAUAGAUUUUAUGGCCAAAUAGAUAGCUUUGAUGUUGCAGUUUCCUUAACUCGUUUGCGUAUAAUUGAUCUUUCUUGCAAUAACUUCAGUGGCUACUUACCUACAAAUUUUUUUGAACAUUUGCAUGCCAUUAGAGAAGAGUAUGAAAAGAAAGUUGAACCAAAGUACAUGCAACAAGGAUUUGGUAAAGUUUUUGUGAAUUAUGCUUCUGGUUUAUCUAUUACAGCAAAAGGGUUGCACAAAGAGUUUCAAAUACCAUUAUCCAUUUGGACGGUUAUUGACCUUUCUAGUAAUCAAUUCUCGGGAGAAAUUCCAAAAAUACUUGGUGAGCUUAAUUUACUUAUUGUCCUAAACCUCUCCCAUAACUGUUUAAUAGGUCCUAUCUCAUCAUCUUUAGGUCAUUUGUCAGAGCUUGAAUCAUUAGAUCUCUCAUCAAACAAACAAACUCGAAGGAAGAAUUCCGACUGA
This is a messenger RNA of Gossypium arboreum, 813 nucleotides long. Its product is annotated as receptor-like protein 33. Lineage: Eukaryota; Viridiplantae; Streptophyta; Magnoliopsida; Malvales; Malvaceae. The coding region runs from base 1 to 813 and encodes 270 amino acids. Gene Ontology annotation, molecular function: protein binding. The transcript has a single exon. The record is from RefSeq and is a predicted model, not a curated record.